UCGAGUAGAGGCAGUAACCGCUGUAACGGAUAACAGUGCUCGAGGAUUUAAAGUUAGACUGCGGUCAGCGUGCAGGAACCAGUAGGGUAACGGGACCAGAGAAGGAUAGAAGGCUGUUCCGUCAAACUGGAGCACUGACCAAGGACUUCUUCAUUCAUUUUAUAACAUCUUGGAGCUAUUUGACCAAUUUAAACUUGAUUUAACAUUUACCAGACAAGGAUCAACAUCAACCUUCCUGCGGACGCGAGAAGAGAAGUGAUGAGGACAGUUUGGACAAGAUAACCAUGACAUAGUUGUAAUAAUAGCCCCACUCUUCUGUUUUUUAUGGAACCACUUACUGCCCCUCUAUGACAGUUGGGGAAGUUGUUUUCAAACGUUUAAUUCACAACUGGGAGAGAAGGCCUAUCAAAACAAACGUUUUCUGACGUGUUACUCAAAGGAUCUUUAGAGAAGCUUCUUUCCAUCUUGCAGACAGGACUCCUGUCGAUUAUGGCUAAGACCUUGUUCAUCAGUUUCCUGCUGGUUCUCCUGGCGGGACAUCUCCUCGUGGUUACCGGACAAGCCACCCGAACACCGGUUUCCCAAGACGCGCGCACAGACGUCCAUCCGUCCGCCACACAGAAACCAGUAAUCUCUGGGAGAGAGGACAGGUUCAACGCCAAUGUCACCACUCCUCGGCGCAUGCGACCUUUACCGCCGAUGUGCUCGGGACCCACCGAGAUCAGAGACACAUUUAAGUACAUCAACACGGUAGUAUCAUGUCUCGUGUUUGUGGUCGGUAUUAUCGGGAACUCCACGCUCCUCAGAAUCAUUUACAGGAACAAGUGCAUGCGCAACGGGCCCAAUAUUCUCAUCGGGAGCCUGGCGCUGGGAGAUCUGCUGCACAUUGUGAUUGAUAUUCCCAUCAACGUGUACAAGCUCCUAGCGGAGGACUGGCCAUUUGGUGUGGGUCUGUGUAAACUGGUGCCGUUUGUCCAGAAAGCUUCAGUGGGCAUUACUGUGCUGAGCCUGUGUGCUCUGAGCAUCGAUAGGUACCGAGCAGUAGCGUCGUGGAACCGUAUAAAGGGGAUUGGUGUUCCCAAGUGGACGGCUAUAGAAAUCGCACUCAUCUGGCUGCUGUCCAUCCUGCUGGCUGUCCCCGAAGCUAUAGCCUUCGACAUGAUCGCCAUGGACUACAAAGGAGAGCACCUCCGCAUCUGUCUGCUACACCCCAUGCAGAAUUCAGACUUUAUGAGGUUCUAUAAGUCAGCUAAGGACUGGUGGCUGUUCAGUGUGUAUUUCUGCCUGCCUCUGGCCAUUACUGCCGUCUUCUACACCCUGAUGACUUGUGAGAUGCUGAGGAAGAAGAACGGAGUCCAGAUCGCCCUGAGUGACCAUCUGAAACAGAGGCGUGAGGUGGCUAAGACAGUGUUCUGCCUGGUGUUCGUGUUUGCUCUGUGCUGGUUGCCUCUCCAUCUCAGCCGCAUCCUCAAGCUCACUGUCUAUGACGAGAAAGACCCUAACCGCUGUGAACUGCUCAGUUUCUUCCUGGUUCUGGACUACAUCGGGAUCAACAUGGCGUCUCUUAACUCCUGCAUAAACCCCAUCGCUCUCUACAUGGUCAGCAAGCGCUUCAAGAGCUGCUUCAGGUCAUGCCUGUGUUGCUGGUGUCUGCCAGCUGAGAUGUUGAUGGAUGAGAAGCAGUCCUGUAUGAAGCUCAAAGUCUCAGACCGGGCCUCCGACCAGAGCAACUCACGCGCUACUAACAAGUACACUUCAGCAUGAGAGGGGCCCUGCGCAGUGCAGAGAAGGACUCAAUGAAGUAAUCUACAGUGGGGAAAAAAAGUAUUUAGUCAGCCACCAAUUGU
Molecule: messenger RNA, 1847 nt
Organism: Coregonus clupeaformis (lake whitefish)
Lineage: Eukaryota; Metazoa; Chordata; Actinopteri; Salmoniformes; Salmonidae
Product: endothelin receptor type B-like
Exons: 8
Coding region: 490-1764 (424 amino acids)
Biological process (GO): vasoconstriction; enteric nervous system development; G protein-coupled receptor signaling pathway
Cellular component (GO): membrane
Molecular function (GO): endothelin receptor activity
Source: RefSeq, a predicted model, not a curated record